Cuscuta campestris is the source of this 2799-nucleotide messenger RNA. The record is from the annotation of a GenBank genome assembly. NCBI's taxonomy places the organism in Eukaryota, Viridiplantae, Streptophyta, Magnoliopsida, Solanales, Convolvulaceae.
UGUUACAUCCUUUUUUCCUUCACUCUAGGGUUUCCUUUCUCUCUUUCAUUCUGGUGUUUCCAUAAGACUUUCAUAUCCAUUCACGAGGUAUUUCACUCUUUCCUCUUACAUCUUAAUAUCCUCAUACCUCAAACUCUUCAAAAACAAAGGUAUGCAAUUGAAUUAACAAAAGUGGGAAAUUUGAAGUUUAUACCCCCAAUUACGAAAACGGAAAGCUCAAGUGCAUUUGUCAAUUAUCCAGUGCAUUCCUCACAAGAGGCAUAUUGGUAUCCUACUUUCUGGAUUCCAAUUUUUUUCAUAAGCACUCAUAAAUUAGGAUUUAGAUGCUUAUAUGCAAUUCAAAGACAUCAUCUCCUCUGUUGGGCUCUUCUGCAUAUUCCCCAAUAACAAUUUCCCAAAAAAAAUUGUUUAUCUAAUACCUAAAUGCUAAAUCAGAGGUGUUAUAGAUUUUUAAUUAUGACUUUUACUUUUAGAUGUUCUCUUCUAUAGUUUUGAAGAUUUGAAAUGCUCAGUGUGCAUAAACUGCAUAUAAUAAAUUUAUUUCCUUUUUCUUGGUUUGGAUUCAUAGGUAGAAGUGUGCUUAAGAUAUAUGGAAUAUCAUGCACUAACAAAAACUAAAUCCAAAUUUGAUUUUGAAACUUUAAGAGCUGAUUUUUGAAGUGAAUCAGACUUGGAAUAUGAUUUUCAACCCCAAAGAGAAAUUUUAGAACAUGGUUUGAGAAAGAAACUGAAAUUGUACUUGAUUUCCAAGAGACAAGUGAACUAUUAGAAGCUUAUUUUGAAACAAAAAAUUAUUGUGAAGUUUAUUUUUAUGGAAAAACAGAAACUUUCGGAGCUUUUGUCGAAACUUUUAAAGACUGAGAUUCAUGAGAAAUUUGGUAUUUUAGGGUCUGAUUUUCAAAGAGAGGUCUGGUUUUAGAGUUAAUUUCCAACACAAAACUGAAGCUCUAGGGGGUGAUUUUUAAAAGAAACCCGAAUUGGCACUAUUUGAUGGUAAUCCUGGAUUGACUCUGUUAUUUUGGAACCUAACUUUUAACUUAUAACAUUUUUCGAUUCCUUCGAGUUUCUCUCAACAUCCAAUUAUGUGUUUCCAACCCAAGAGAACAUAGCUUAAAUAUGCACCAUAUAUUUGUACACAUAUUCCUUAAUGUGUGAAGUGUGAACUGUAAUUAACCAAAUACUUUAACCUGAUAGAGUUAUUCCCCAGGAAAGCACAUACACUUUUUACAUGACCUAUGUAGUAAGUAUCUAAAAAAAACUCAUAAAAAUUGAAAUUCACAAAAAAAUGAAAAGGGAAUAGCAUAUUUUUUUCUUAAAAAGAGAUAGAGAAGAUGAGGAAAGGAAGAACCUGCAAUGUUCCUUAGCUGGGUAGAUCCCACCUGGAUGAAUGGGUCUGAAUUUGUGCCUCCAAUCUUCUCUGGGCUUCAAUGGCUUUGGGCUGGAGUUAAUGACUGAUAGAUAAUAAUUUCCCACUAAAUUUGUUUAUGUAAUACAUAAACCAGCGGUGUCAUACAUUUUGAAUUUUGACUUUUAUUUUAAUUCCCUUAUACUAUUCUCAACUCAAGCACCAAUUUAUACAUCUAUUUUGACUUCUCUAACACUAUUUGCAUACCUUAUUCAAAAUAAGUUUCCAAUGAGCUCUGAAAAUGUAGUUUUAGUCCUAUGGGAUUCAUAGGUGGAGAGGUGUUCUCUCCUAUACUCUUGAUGAAUUGAAAUACUCAGUGUGCAUAUAAAUUCAUUUCCUUUUCCUUGGUUUGGAUUCAUAAGUAGAAGUGUGCUUAAGAUAUAUGGAAUAUCAUGCGCUAUUAUUCCAGUCUAAAUUUUUAAGUACACAGAUUUUAGUGAAAAUUGUAGUCUUUCUUACUCCAUAUGAUUACAUAGGAGUAUAUGAGCGACCCCAGGUCUCCGGCGAGCGAGUCAGACAGAUUCCUCCGCAGACAGCGUCUCCUCCACAGGCCUCAUCCCUCAGCGCCGCCCUCCAGUCUAGCAUCAGGCAGGCAGCGGCGCCGCAGCAUCCACCCCCUCCAGGGUUUGUGGCAUUGAAAUCAUUCCGCAAGGAGAAAGUAUUGGAGAAAAUCGGGCUAGGGAAGGAGGACCGCUACUUCUGGCAGCAAUUGAGCAAGGCAUUGCUGUGCACCUACACAAUUGCCGCCCUGGCAUGGGUUUAUAACGAGACAUCGCCGCUGGGGUGGUGGACCCUGAAACCUAAGCCCAAGGAAGAAAGGGAGCUGGCCCACCUCUAUGAGCGGCGAAGGUUUCCGUAUCCAGGGGAUGAUGAGGCCAUGGAAGAGUUCAUUGCGAAUGGGGGGAUGAUCGGUACAACCAUUGGGCCCAAGGGGCUGAUUGAGUCGGAUAACGAUUCUUAUAACUAUGAGAAAGCAUUGCAGGACCAGAAGAUGGAGAAGGAGGCUCUCAAGCUGUGGGUGAGGAUGAGGAAUGAAGUCAUCUCUGAACUCCAGGAUAAAGGGUUCGACGUCGAGUAAGAUGAUGAGGUCGCUUUGCUGUACUCGUUGCUGUUUCUACAGCGCACUUCUCACUCAGGCGGUGGUGCCGGUUAUAUGAAGAUGAUGAAGCAUGGAUUUUCUCACUACCUCUUCUACUUCCUCCAGGUUUUUGCUCAUUUCUUUUCUCUUUCUUUUUGCCGUUUUUUUCUUCUCCUGAAGGUGCCGUUUCUUUUCUCUGCACUUCUUAUUCAGCCGUUUUACCUCUCCACUGACGUUUUUCCUCAUUUCCAUGGAGGACGGAGAAUUGUUCUUUGUUGCAUGUGAAAUGUAAAUUUAGAUCUGUUUUGGUCUUUUU